Aspergillus caelatus is the source of this 1086-nucleotide messenger RNA. RefSeq names its product DUF2461 domain-containing protein. Lineage: Eukaryota; Fungi; Ascomycota; Eurotiomycetes; Eurotiales; Aspergillaceae. The record is from RefSeq and is a predicted model, not a curated record. Bases 1 to 1086 code for a protein of 361 amino acids. The transcript has 4 exons.
AUGCCUAGAUACAAGCGCAUGGCGUCGUCAUCCCCUCAACACGCACGCCGGUCACGGCGAAUUGCCAACUUAACUGAGAACAAUCGUGUUGCAACUCCUGUCAAAAACGAGAAUCACGUUACAGAUGAAAUAGAUGAGACAGAUGGGGAUGGAUCAUCAUUUCAUGAUACCGCCGACGAGGACCAUGGUUCUGAUAAUAUAGAAAUCGAGCACGACAGCGACGAAGAUGGGUUCGGUACCAUGGACAAAGAUGUCGAAUACGAAAAGCGAACUGUAUUUCAAGACGAAAAGAGCGGCAGGGUAGUUACUAUCAUUCCUCACGAGACCUUACGCUCGCUCAAUGGAGUUGAAUACUCAGACUACAAGGUACAUAAGAAUACUUUUCUAUAUCUGAUGGAUCUCAGAGCCAAUAACAGACGGACUUGGUUCAAACGCCAUCAAAAGGAGUUCAAACGUGCCUGGAAAGAUUGGGAGGUGUUUAUAGAAACUCUUACGCCCAAGAUCAUUGCGUUUGAUUCUACCAUCCCUGAACUACCACCCAAGGACGUCAUAUUUCGGAUAUACCGAGAUGUUCGCUUUAGCAAGGACAAGAGACUCUACAAGUCCCAUUUUUCCGCAGCCUUCUCCCGCACUGGUAGAAGGAGACCAUAUGCAUGUUACUAUAUCCACCUGGACCCGGGGUCAGCGUACGUCGGCGGCGGGCUUUGGGCUCCAGAGCCCCCGACGAUCCAGCUACUGCGGGACAGCAUUAACGAGAGACCUGAAGCGUGGCGUCAAAUUCUGAGUUCUGAGAAUUUCAGGGAUAUGUUUUUGCCGAAAGGGAAGGCCGGCGUGGAAGGAGCAUUGGAGGCGUUUGCUGAGGCCAACAAAGAGGGAGCUUUAAAAACAAAGCCAAAGGGAUAUGAUGUACAUCAUCGUGAUAUCGAGUUGUUGAAGUUACGGAAUUACCACGUUGUGAAACCGGUGGAUGAUGCAAUUUUUACCGCCGAAGAUGGGCAGGAUAGGAUAAUUAGUAUCCUUAGUAUUCUACUACCGUUUGUUACGUUCCUUAAUGAUAUCAUCAUGCCAAAUCAUGAUGAGUCUUGA